This is a messenger RNA of Aegilops tauschii subsp. strangulata, 1993 nucleotides long. RefSeq names its product 3-ketoacyl-CoA synthase 1. Gene Ontology annotation, biological process: fatty acid biosynthetic process. Lineage: Eukaryota; Viridiplantae; Streptophyta; Magnoliopsida; Poales; Poaceae. Gene Ontology annotation, molecular function: acyltransferase activity, transferring groups other than amino-acyl groups. Gene Ontology annotation, cellular component: membrane. The record is from RefSeq and is a predicted model, not a curated record.
GGCCACCGUCGCCGUCUGGUUGUACGCGCACCCUAUAUAUACCGAGCCGCCCGCCGAGGCCAACUCACGCUUCCGGUUCCGGCGCCUCGGUCCAACUCACACCAAAGGCGACACGCGACUACGCACGUACGUCCGCCUCGAGAUCCAUGGAGUCUGCGCCGGCGGCGGCCUUCAUGGAGCGGGAGCGCCUCACGGCGGAGGUGACCUUCUCCGGGGACGCGCAGGCGGCGUCGCCCGAGGGCGCCGAGCGGCUGCCCAGCAUCAUCAUCAAGAUCCGGCGUCGCCUCCCGGACUUCGCCCGCUCCGUCAACCUCAAGUACGUCAAGCUCGGGCUCCGGCACGGCGGCAGCCUCACGUCCUACCUGCCGAUGCUGUGCGUGCCGGUGCUCGCCGCGGCCGCCUACUCCUUCGUCCGCCUCGACGUCAUCUACCUCUCCAUCGACCUGCUCAGCUGCGUCGCCUGGCUCGGCACCGCCAUGCUGCUCCUCACCGUCUACUACUUCAAGAGGCCUCGCCCGGUGUACCUCGUCGAGUUCGCGUGCUACAAGCCGGAGGACCAGAACAAGAUCACCAAGGAGGCCUUCCUCGACAUGACCGAGAGCACCGGGUGCUUCAAUCAGGAGACGCUCGCGUUCCAGACCAAGAUCACCACCCGCUCCGCGCUCGGCGACGAGACGUACCUGCCCUCCGGCGUCCAGGCGCGCCCGCCGAGGCUCAACAUGGCCGAGGCGCGGCUGGAGGCCGAGGCGGUCAUGUUCGGCUGCCUGGACGCUCUGUUCGCGUCCACCGGGAUCGACCCGCGCCGCGACGUGCGCAUCCUCAUAGUCAACUGCAGCCUCUUCAACCCGACGCCGUCUCUGGCGUCCAUGAUCAUCCACCAUUACAAGAUGCGCGAGGACGUCAAGUCGUUCAACCUGGGCGGCAUGGGGUGCAGCGCCGGCCUCAUCGCCAUCGACCUCGCCAAGGACAUGCUCCAGGCCAACCCCAACUCGUACGCGGUUGUGCUCAGCACCGAGAACAUCACCCUCAACUGGUACUUCGGGAACGACCGCUCCAUGCUGCUCUCCAACUGCAUCUUCCGCAUGGGCGGCGCGGCGGCUCUGCUCUCGAACCGGGGCGCGGACGCCGGGCGCGCCAAGUACCGCCUCCUCCACACGGUCCGGACGCACAAGGGCGCCACGGACGAGUGCUUCAAGUGCGUGUACCAGCGCGAGGACGACGUGGGCAAGGUGGGCGUGUCGUUGGCGCGGGAGCUCAUGACGGUGGCCGGCGACGCGCUCAAGACCAACAUCACCACGCUGGGGCCCCUGGUGCUGCCCCUGAGCGAGCAGCUCAAGUUCCUCAAGUCGCUGAUGAUGCGCCGGGUGUUCCGCGCCAAGGGCGUGCGGCCCUACAUCCCCAACUUCCGGCGCGCGUUCGAGCACUUCUGCGUGCACGCCGGCGGGCGCGCGGUGCUGGAGGAGGUGCAGCGCAGCCUGAGCCUGGAGGACAAGGACAUGGAGCCGAGCAGGUGCGCCCUGCACCGGUUCGGCAACACGAGCAGCAGCUCGCUGUGGUACGAGCUGGCCUACGCCGAGGCCAAGGGCCGGGUGAAGCGCGGCAACCGCGUCUGGCAGAUCGGGUUCGGGUCCGGGUUCAAGUGCAACAGCGCGGUGUGGCGCGCGCUCCGCGACGUGCCGGCCGUGUCGGCGCCGGGGCCGGAGGAGAAGGCCUGCAACCCGUGGGUGGACUGCGUCGCCAAGUACCCGCCCAAGGCGUACGUCUGAUGAUCAUUACGCCGCUGCAUGACUCUACACGAAGAUUACAUGAUUCUUUUCUCCCCACAGUAAACACACGCGCGGUGGGGAGAUUAUAUACUGCUACUAUACUUUUUCUGCAUUUCGUUUCCCGUAGGUGGCUGUACUUCAGGUCCCAGUGCCAUUGUUUUCAGCUUUUGUACUUCAAGUGUGAAUUAUAAACGACAAUAUAUACGACGAGGUUUCAUUCGAGCUUA